UUUUCUGGCCUAAAUCUAAAGGUUAAUGUAUCAAAUGAUAUUUUUCCCAAAAUGAAAAUUUUUUUUUCUUCUUCUCCUUCGUUACAGGUAAUGUGACAUUUCACGUUUCUCUCAAACUCUCUCUCUCUGCCGUUCACGUUUUCUCUCAGUUCUUUCCUAGAGAGAGAUAGAAACAGAACCCACCGGAGAUUCUGAGUCACGUCCUCAAUCUCGCUUACCGUGAAAACAAAACAAAUAAAAAAUUCAAAUUUUUCAUUUUCUUGGGAGUUUUCGAGGAUGAGUUUUAAGGAUUUAGAGGCGGGAAGAAAAACAUCAUUAGCUUCUUUAAUGAGCUUCAAAGGUGGUGUUGGUGGUGGUCGACAAGAUACGACUCAAGCUGUUGCUGCAGGUGUCUUUAAGAUCAAUACAUGUGUUUCUACGUUCCAUCGUCUUGUCAACACUCUUGGUACUCCUAAAGACACCCCUGAGCUUCGUGACAAGCUGCACAAGACGAUAUUACAUAUCGGACAGCUUGUGAAAGAUACAUCGGCUAAACUUAAAAAAGCUAGGGAAACUGAUCAUCGGAGUGGUGUUGAUCAAAGGAAGAAGAUUGUGGAUGUUAAGCUUGCAAAAGACUUUCAAGCUGUAUUGCAAGAGUUUCUCAAGGCUCAGCGUCUAGCUGCUGAAAGAGCAUCUCUUCCCUCAAGCUAUACAGCCAGUGAGGCAGCUGUGAAUGCUGAGAAGGAUCUGGAUCUUCUUUUGGAAUCAAAAAAAAAAGAACUUGCACUUGUGAACAAUAAGAUUGCGUAUAAUGCGGCUUUUAUUGAGAAAAGAGAGCAAGACAUACAAGAAAUGCAGCAGGAAAUUGACGAGGUGCAGGACAUCUUCAAAGACAUGGCAGUGUUGGUACACGAUGAAGAAGCCGUGAUUGAUGAGACUAAUACUGACAUCGAUAACUAUCUCGCUAGAGCCUUUAUGACUCAACGAUCAUAUUCUUCACUGGCUUGCUUGCUCUUGGUAAUUUUUGGUAUCGUGCUCCUGAUUGUCAUUGUAGUGCUCGCGGUUUGAUUUUUCACAACUCAUGAAAGCAUGGACAAGUGGCCUAUCAUCUAUCAAGAAGUAUAAUGAGCGUAUGCUUGUCACUUAAUAGUGCUCAUGCAAGGAUUGAACUAUUUUUCUUUUGUCCCUUAAUGGAUUUAAUUCUCUUGUGCCUUUGACCAAGAAAACAUUUCUACACUAUCCCCUUUUAUUCUACAUUCCUACCUCUAUAAUA
Messenger RNA from Camelina sativa (false flax), 1252 nucleotides. RefSeq names its product syntaxin-22-like. The record is from RefSeq and is a predicted model, not a curated record. Gene Ontology annotation, molecular function: SNARE binding; SNAP receptor activity. Gene Ontology annotation, biological process: intracellular protein transport; vesicle fusion; vesicle-mediated transport. Lineage: Eukaryota; Viridiplantae; Streptophyta; Magnoliopsida; Brassicales; Brassicaceae. Gene Ontology annotation, cellular component: endomembrane system; membrane; SNARE complex.